Messenger RNA from Corticium candelabrum, 1365 nucleotides. RefSeq names its product D-ribitol-5-phosphate cytidylyltransferase-like. Gene Ontology annotation, biological process: protein O-linked glycosylation via mannose; isoprenoid biosynthetic process. The record is from RefSeq and is a predicted model, not a curated record. Gene Ontology annotation, molecular function: D-ribitol-5-phosphate cytidylyltransferase activity. The coding region runs from base 1 to 1191 and encodes 396 amino acids. Lineage: Eukaryota; Metazoa; Porifera; Homoscleromorpha; Homosclerophorida; Plakinidae. Gene Ontology annotation, cellular component: cytosol. The transcript has a single exon.
AUGCGUUAUUCUAGAGACCGGAUGAACUUUACCGUUGCUGUUGUUUUGCCUGCCGCUGGAUGCGGAGCGAGAAUGGAUCUUGGUACUCCGAAGCAGUUUGCUUAUUUAGGCAAUAAGCCGUUACUGUGUCACGCAUUGGACGUGUUCCAGAAGAUUUCAUGGGUGAAGGGUGUGGUCGUUGUGUUACCCGGGCCUACGCAUCCUAACCGGAAAUUCCUCUCUCGUUGGGGUGGAGCUAAAGUGAUUUACGUUGCUGGAGGAGUAACGCGACACUCAUCUAUUCGGAAUGGAUUGAAGGCUCUGUCGUCUUCUCCUCCGGACGUAGUUAUUAUUCACGACGGUGUGCGGCCUUUCAUUGACGAAAGAACAGUGAAUGAAUGCGCUACUACAGCAUGGAUACAUGGUGCUUGUGGGAUGACACGCCCACUGGUUUCCACAGUUUUGGUUCCAGAUGAAGAGCAGUUUCUUUCUCGUUCUUUAGAUAGAUCAUCUCAUGUAUCAAGUGAGAUGCCACAAGCCUUCAGAUAUGAUGUAAUUUGUGAGGCAUAUGAAAGAUGCAGUGAACAUGAUCUCGAGUAUGGUACUGAGUGUCUGCAUCUUGUUCUCAAGUAUUGCAAAGUCAAGGCUAAAUUAAUUGCUGGACCAGAAACUUUAUGGAAAGUGACUUAUAAGAAAGACCUGUAUGCAGCAAAGUAUGUCCUGCAAGAACAGUCAGCAUCAAGGGUGAAUAAGAUUAACAUUUGGGCUGAAAGUGUGGCUGCUGCUACUGCUAUUAGACAAUGUGUUUCUGUAAUAGAAGUAGAUGGAUAUUGUGUCACACACAGUGAGCUAUGGGAAAAAAUUGAUGUUACAAUAACUAAUCAGUUGAUCAUGCCUGUUGUCAUGGUUACAGGAAAAGGAGAUUUUACUCAGUCCGUGAUGAAUCUUUUGAAAAGAAGUGAUCAGCAGCCAUUUGUGUCACAAAUUCUUUUAAUUUUACUGGUAUGUUUUUCAAGUUUGGAUGUAUUUGAAAUUCAGAAAUGGAUUAGUGAUGUCGCCACGUCUAAAUCACUAUCUAUCCGAGUUAUCAUUAGUCAGUGCCAGAAUGCUAUACAACCAAUCAUAGAAAAUGAAGAAAAGCUUGUGAGAGUUGUCAAAGAUGUGCUGAGCCUGGAUGGCAAUGUGCUGUCAGCACAAAUAUUAGUUGCUUAAUUAAUCAAUAACUUAGAAAUUUUGAAAGAUUCUACAUUAUUUAUAAACUGAUUUUUUAAUUAAAUAGGUUUGUAGUUGUGCUCUUGCUUUAUUGUUGCAAAUAUCACUUGUUUGCAGGGUGAUAAUUAAACUAGUUAGAGAAGUAGAAGAGUGCAUGUAGUCUGUAUAAAUUAU